UUGCGAUUAUUUCUAUUAGAAUUCCUGAUUCGUCUUUUUUGAAUUGCUAAUGUGGUAGAGAAUAAAGAGUUGCAUUCUUUAACUUAGACUGGAUAUUCUAAACUCAGUGCUUGUUUGAUGUAAAUUGUAAUCUAUUACAUAUUCGUUGAUGAAACAAACGAGGAUUAAGUAAUUGCUACCCCAAGCUUAUGCAGUGACCAGGAACAUGAAGCUUUGUUGUUCAAAAAUUCUCUUGCGGAACUUUCAUUACUGAAACUAUAUUUUGCUAAUCCUUGCUAUAAUUUUUGCGUCUGUUUUGCCUUCUCAAAAAAGAAAUUGCAUCUUUUUCAGUAUACUAGCACGAAAUGGUUUAUAUGGUGAUUGACUCAAGCAACAACUCAGGAGUAUAUUAUACGGCUUUCCUCCCCAAGAACUAAAUUCCUUACCAAUUUUCAGAAUUUAUGCUACUGGCUUAAGUUAUACAAGCACUAUUUGGCUGUGGCUCAUAAGAAAAUUUCAGAUCUGGUCUUAGCUAGUCAUUGUAUGCCCAUAGCAGAAGCACAUAUUGAAUCUUGGUUUUUUGUUCUAUUCCUUACUUUUGGUUGGUGACUCUUUAUUUACAUUUGUCAUUAGCCCUUCACAAAAGUUACAGACUUGCUACAUUUUCAUUGAUUGGCUUCUUUAUUCAGCUUGGCAAGAUUGAAAUCUGCAUGCCUCCAAAUCCUUUAGUGAUUUUGAUUGAAAUGGAUCUUGUGUAAUUUAUCACACUUUAGGACUCCACCAGGUUGAGGACAAGGUUGGUAAUGAAAGCUCCAUGAGGAGAGGAGCUGUGUGUUUCUGUUGAUAGGUUUAUGAUAUGCAGGUUCUUGGCCACAAUUUGCCCUGUCAUGUUGCUGCACAUUUUGCUGUAUCAUUUACUUUCAUGUUUUGGAAAUCAAACUCAACUGUUGCCAUGCCUUGUAGGAGGGGGGAAAAAACAGAGUUUUUAAAACAAGGUCAUGUUAUGAGUAAGGUUUUGAAAACUGGACCGGUCAUUGAACUAGAAAAAUCUUCGAUUCAUGGUUCCAUGAUUCGUCGGGGUUCAAAUCGGUUUGAACCGAAUUCAACAAUACAUUAUUAUAAGUAGACCGAAGAUAUUAACUCCAACAAUGCAAAAUUAUUCAGUAUAGUAUAAUUACUAAUAAAUUAACUACCAAUGAAUAAAUAAUUCAUUGAUAAUGAUGGUGUACCGUUAAUUAGUUGAAUGAAUAAUUCAAUUUCAGGGAGUUUUAAGACUUGUUUUGAAACGUUGAGGGGCGGUUGUGAAAACUGGCAAACCUUUUGGGGUCUUUUUGAUAUUUUCAUUAUCCUAAUCCGAACAGGAAUAGAGGAACGAUACAUAUAUAACAGAACGUUGGAAAGGAAAAAAACAGAAGACGGUGCGUGAGCUCCUCGAUAGAUUGAGAUUGAGGGCGGUGUUCCUUUAAAGUUGCGAUCAACUGUUGUGCUUGGUGAUGGAGCCCAUAACUACUGAUGGGUCUUGUGAAUUUGACGUGAUUAAGAAUGGUGAACUGGAAACAAUGCUGAAGGAUGCAGGGUUGUAUGAGAGCCAUGAAGAAUCUGUAACGAGGGAGUUGAUGCUGGGGAGAUUGGAUCAGAUUGUGAAGGACUGGGUGCGGAAAAUCACAAAGGACAAGGGUUUCAAUAGUGAGAUUGUUGAAGCGGCCAACGCAAAGAUUUUCACUUUUGGGUCUUAUCGAUUGGGGGUUCAUGGCCCUGGAACAGAUAUUGACACACUGUGUGUUGGACCAAACUAUGUCACUAGGGAUGAGGAUUUCUUUGGAGGACUUUAUGGGAUACUGAAGAUGAUUCCUGAGGUACAAGAACUGAACCCUGUACCCGAUGCACGUGUUCCUGUUAUGAAAUUCAAGUUUAAUGGGGUUUCUGUGGAUCUUCUCUAUGCACCACUGCAUCUCUGGGUUGUUCCUGAGGAUCUUGAUAUCUUGCAAGAUUCUUUGUUGAAUGGAGCGGAUGAGAAGACAGUGCUUAGCCUGAAUGGAUGCAGAGUUACUGACCGGAUUUUACGUCUGGUUCCUAAUGUGCAGACUUUCUGCACCACAUUAAGAUGCAUAAGAUAUUGGGCAAAACAGCGCGGAGUUUAUUCGAAUGUGAUGGGGUUUCUUGGUGGAAUCAAUUGGGCUUUGCUUGUUGCUCGUAUAUGUCAGUUGUACCCGAAUAUGUUGCCUAGUACAUUGGUUUUUCGAUUCUUCAAGAUAUACAAGCAAUGGAGAUGGCCUAAUCCGGUUUUGUUAUGUCCAGUCCAGAAGGGAUCUCUUGAACAUCAAGUUUGGGAUCCAAGGAGAAAUUUCAAGGAUAGGAUGCAUCGAAUGCCUAUUAUAACUCCGGUUCAUCCUUGUAUGAAUUCGAGUUACAAUGUGUCGUCUAGCACACUGCAGAUUAUGGUAGAUGAGUUUCAAAGGGGUUCUGAAAUAUGCGAGGCAAUGGAGGGUAGCAAAGAUGGCUGGACUUGUCUGUUUGAGCCUUUCCUCUUUUUUGAAGCUUACAUGAACUACUUGCAGAUUGACAUAACGGCGAAUACUGAUGAAGACUUAAUGAUGUGGAAAGGCUGGGUUGAGUCGCGCCUUCGUUUGCUUACUUUGAAGAUUGAAAGAGACACAGGAAGUAUGCUUCAGUGCCACCUGCACCCUACUGGUUUAUCAGACAAAUCAAGACCAUUGCACUGUAGUUAUUUCAUGGGGUUGCAACGGAAACACGGGGUGUGUAUGCAGGAAGGGAAACCAUUGGACAUGAGAUAUACUAUUAGAGAGUUCAAGUACUUUGUAGGGCUGUACUCCUCUUGGAAAUCAGGAAUGUCCAUCGAUGUAGGUCAUGUAAAACGCAGUAGCAUUCCACAUUUUGUCUUUCCUGGUGGCGUCCGACCUUCAUGUUCCAUUCAAACAUUGAAGAGAAAUAAAAGAGUUCAUGGGAAAAAGAGAAAAUUAGAUGAGGUUGCCAAAGGUAAUGAAUUGAAAGAUCCAGGGUCGUUGAUGGGAAUUGGGACAGAUCAUUCAAAGGAGGGGAGGAGGAUUAAAGAACAUAAAGCAAAUGCGAAUGAGUUCUUGUCUGAUGCAAGCUGUGGUUUGACAGCAGGGCCACCAAAUCCUUGUGUGAAAGUUGAAGAAGUACCAUCCAUGUCGAACCAUCAGAAUGUAGCGGUACCUCUGCAAGCAGCAACGACAGUGGCGAAAGUGGUCAGCUACUGCACUGAUCUCCUGGAAGAAUUAGAGGAGCUUGAGCCUACAGACGUAGUUGCGCCAUUAUCUGGAGUGGCACAAGGAAAAUUGUUUAUCAGACUAAACACAGCCAGUACUUGUGGAUUUCCACAGCCUUUGAAGUCAUGAGAUAACCUAUUGAAGGCAUUGUAAUGUAGCUGUCAAGGAGAAGAUGUCAAGUUGUAGGAGAUGAAGUUGGAGAGAUCAGCGGGAUUGGCUCAUCUUGUUUCAGAUGGAAGAUUUCAAUUCAUUGUCAUGUUCCUGUUGCAAGGCUCUGCUAAGGAUCUGAUUGAGAUGUUACAGUGUGUUAGAUACUGAUUUCGCAGUCCAAGUGUAAAAACUAUUCUUUUGGCAUGAAUGAUAUAAA
This is a messenger RNA of Tripterygium wilfordii, 3597 nucleotides long. Its product is annotated as nuclear poly(A) polymerase 1-like. Gene Ontology annotation, cellular component: nucleus. Lineage: Eukaryota; Viridiplantae; Streptophyta; Magnoliopsida; Celastrales; Celastraceae. Bases 1473 to 3359 code for a protein of 628 amino acids. Gene Ontology annotation, molecular function: poly(A) RNA polymerase activity; RNA binding. The transcript has a single exon. The record is from RefSeq and is a predicted model, not a curated record.